This is a messenger RNA of Brachypodium distachyon (stiff brome), 4140 nucleotides long. RefSeq lists its product as uncharacterized. Bases 546 to 3776 code for a protein of 1076 amino acids. Gene Ontology annotation, biological process: protein targeting to chloroplast. Gene Ontology annotation, molecular function: chloroplast targeting sequence receptor activity; RNA binding; protein binding. Gene Ontology annotation, cellular component: chloroplast outer membrane. The transcript is spliced from 14 exons. The record is from RefSeq and is a predicted model, not a curated record. NCBI's taxonomy places the organism in Eukaryota, Viridiplantae, Streptophyta, Magnoliopsida, Poales, Poaceae.
UUCGGGCUUUGCUUUGUUCGAUUUGACGAGGCGCUGUGCGAGAUUCCACGCGUCGGAUCAUAAUCCUGAAAGGAUCGUUUCCUUCUCGCUUUGGUAGAUUGAUUCGCAGAGAUCGGUCUUCCUCUUUUUCAUAACUCCAUUUCGGGUAUCGCGUCAGCUCCUUCCUCUCUCACUCCCACACACACACACACACUCUCUCUCACUGCGCGUGUCAUCCAUGGCCUGCCUGCCUGCCCGUGAUGUCUCGAUGUGACUAGGCUGCGUUUCUUCGCACUGGCUGGCUGCUGCCUGAUGAUGAAGCUCUCGUCUCAUCUGUUUGUUUUUACUGCUAGUUCUUACACACAACCGUUUCCCCCUUGCGUGUCCCAAGGGCGAUCGACGGGUGAAUUUUGCUCGGGUUUCCAGUUUCGUGCCACCGCUCGGAGGGGGUAACCUUGGUGGCAGACCGACUCUAGUUUUGGCUGCAUUGUCCAAAAUACAAACCCACCUAUUUUCGUAGUUCGAGCGAAGAAGCGAGCGGGACGGAGGCGGCCGGGAGCAAUAGGAUGGGGAAGGACAACGGCGUGUCCCGCGCCGUCGCGGAGGACGACACGGCGCUGCUGCUGGCGGCGGUGGAGAGCUUCAGGAAUGUGGCCCUGGGCCGGCUGCGGCAGGGCUCGGACGCGUCGAGGAUCCUGGACCAGGAGAUGUCCACGCGGCUGCUCCACCUGGCCUGCAAGCACGACGCCGUGGAGUGCGCCAGGCUGCUCCUCGACGGCGGCCGCGGGAUCACGGCGUGCCCCGUCGACGCCAGGGACCAGCUCACGCGCACGCCGCUGCACGUCGCCGCGGAGACGCACUCCGCCAGGUGCAUCCAGCUGCUCCUCUCCAGGAACGCCCGCACUGACGUGAGGCUCGUCGAUGGCAGGCACCUUAUCGCGCUCGAGAUCGCGCUCAUGAGCAGAAGGGUUCAAGUUGAAUGGUCGCCGGACAACCCAGUCGAGGAUCUCCUGGCUUGUCUGGAACAAAUGGAUCUGAACGCAGUGAAGCUUCUGGCACAGAAAACCAGGGAGGUAGGGGAGGUGGCUUACAGGUACGCCAUGGAGGGGCGUGUUGCUGCACUGGCCAUGCUGCUUCUGGUGGUCGAAGACAAGAUAUCAUCAACAGUGAGCGUGGUGAUAGACGGCGUUAGGACCAAGAGAUCGAUUUACAACUCUGUCGUCGACGAGGUUCUGUCGAUGGGAGACGCUUCAGCUAGAGAUGGCAAUGACAGGAGGAAGGCCCUGCUCUGUGAGAUUCAGCUACUUAACCAAUUCGGUGCCUCGUCAUGGAGGGACCGAAACGCUGACAGGAGAAUCCUGCCCCCUCUACUAAGGGCUGCCAAGGUUGGAGAUAUGAAUGUCACAAAGAUGCUUCUGAUGGGUGAUGUUGAUGUCAAUGAAACUGACCCCGAAGGAAACACAGCACUUCACUGGUGCCUUAGUGGUAGCUCUAGCACACAGGAGCCAAGGAUUGUGUGGCUCCUCCUGAAGAAUGGUGCCAGAGUUUUCCAGGGGAACAAGCUAGGUCUCACACCAGUGCACACCGCUGCGGCCAAGGGCAAUUACAAGGCUCUUCAGUCACUUCUGCUUCACGCACAAGAUUGCGUUGAUACUCCUUCAAAGACCAAAGAAACACCAUUAUUCCUUGCUGUGAAGAACGGUUCUGUACACUGUGUAAAGCUUCUUUUGCGCUUUGGGGCUAACCCCAAGGCCCAGAAUCUACGAAAGCAAAGGCCAGUUGACGUGGCAACAUCCCAAGACAUGCGUUUCAUUCUCAACUCGGCGAAUGUGGUACCAUUGAACCAUAGCUCACUUCAAAAGAACCAUGUGACGAAAAAAGAAAGGCGCAAGGAGCUCCUGGAUGAUGAUUUCGAUGAUUAUGUCAACGAUGAUUUUGAUGAAAGCUAUACUGAGCGACAAGCAUCAGUAGGUCAUCGGGAUUUUCGCUCCAGCAACUAUUCUACUCAAGGGACUAAGAGUAAGAGCCAGAAUGCUCCGAAACAAAGCCCCAAAUUUUCUCGGCAUAAUGAUUAUUGGGAGAAGCAUGACUACACUCGAAAAAUCUUUGUUGGGGGUCUCCCACCUUCUGUGGACAAUGUGUACCUUGGCAAAUUCUUCGCUGCUGAAUUCGGACCUGUGGAAGAAGCAAUGGUUAUCAUGUUAAAGAUAGACAACCAUAUACAGUCCCGAUGCUUUGGCUUUGUAAAAUUUCAAAGAGAGAAGGAUAUGUUGAGUGCAAAGGAAGCUCAGUAUGUUUAUGUGCUUGGGAAGAGAGUGGAGAUAAAGGAUGCUGUGGCUAGACCGUAUUCGCCUGAACCCCGAAGAGCUAUUCCUCACCAUAUACACGAAUCCCCAAGAGUAACUCAUAGCGUGCCAGAGAGUGAACCAACUGAGCAACAUUACGGGAAGCGGCGGCCAUUACCGGAGAAGAGCCUCCCAUCUUGGUUCUUCAUAUUCCGGAAGUGGUUGCCUGGAUUUCUUGUGGACGCAACUGAACGACAUGGAGGGAGGUACCCAUUGAGCUCCGUGAAGAGUGAUUUCAGAUCAAGUUGCAGAAUGGAGCUUGAUCAUGGCACUCUUGGCUACCCUAAGUUAAGUGACUUCAUGCGCUCCCUUCCUGGCAUCUGCAGGAUGUGUGUCGUCCCUGUAGGAACUGGCCCUGCAACACAUAUGGUCCUUCUUCCACCACUCUCAAGACCGAAGUAUGUACCCUUGCUAGAGCCUUACUCCUUUGAUCACGAUGAGCUCCCAGAAUCAGUGUCAGAUGAUCACUCUCCACGAUCAGCACUUACCGCCAACAACACCGAAGACUCUCCACAUAACAUUGACAGUCAGCAUGGUGAUGCUUGCAGUGAGAGUAAUGUUCAGAGCCCGCAUGAUGAUGAGUGCAGCAGAAGCAAUGCUGACAGCCCGAGGGAUGGUGAUUCCACCUCCAAUGGUAGCUUACUGGAUGAGAUUACUGUCAGUACAGCAAAGCUUGAUUUGAUCGACUUACCUUCAGGAAAGCCUGAUUUGAUUGAGUCUGAACCUCUUCCUCAAAGAAUUGAAUCAGGACCAUUAUGGAAGCCUGACUUGGUUGAGUCUGCACCUAAGGUUGGUUCGAUAGAGUGCAGAACUCCUAGGAAGCCUGAUUUUGUUGAGCCUGGACCUACAAGGACACUUGAUUUAGUUAAGUGCAGACUUCCUAGGAAGCCUGAUUUGGUUAACCCAGUACUUGAAAGGAGGCUUGAUUUCACUGAAUCCAGACCUACAACAUGCUUUGUUGAUCAUCCGCUUGAAAGGGCAGCAGUAACUCCAAGCAGCUGCGAGACUGAAAUGAAAUUCUCCUUCUUCCAAUCACAGUGGGACAAGUACCUAACUCCAUAUCCCAAGAGUGAUUACUGCAUCAUAUGUCGUUCCUUAGAUGCUGCGAUGAAACUGGUCCCUUGCCUUCACAAGAUUUGUGUUGCCUGUAUGAUGAGGUGCAAUGUCAGGGCAUGCAUGACCUGUGGCACUGCUGUAAGUGGAGUGAAGUCUUCUCCUGUGCUGGACGCAAGAUGCCGAUACGUGGGAGUCAUGGGGUGCGACUCGGAUCAGAAGUGCCAGUUGAUGGUUGCCUGCGGUGGAGCUGAUGCGAUUGUGCAAUGUUCCCCCUGUAUGCACACCAUUGCAUGCCGAGGCUGCCUUCUGGCUUCAGUGACAUUGCUCAAGAACUGCACAGUCUGUGGCUGCAUGAUUGAGCACUUCAAGUUUGGUUCACAAGGCUUAGCUCCCUGAUACAUCCGUGAUACCGAAGACUGAACUAAUACAUAGAAUAAAGCAGGCAAUCCCACAAUCUGAAGGAGAGAUUGAUCCCCUUUCCUUCGAUUUUCCGAGCAUGUGGGAUGAUGUGCUAAAAAUAGGUCAUGUUUAGAGGAGUGUACUUUUCUUGCUCCCUUCUAUCUUUGCUUAGAAAUGCCUUGUCAGACAUGCUUGAUGGUCACCAUUCUGUAAGCUUGCGAUGGGAGGGCGUUCCCACCGAUUUUGGCAAGCUUACAGCAUAUGUACCAUGUAAAGUCCCCCUUGUUAUCUGCUGUCGUACUCUUCCAUCGAACCUUUGUGAAAAGUACUAUCGAAGUAAGGUGGAUCCUUUUUAGUUUCA